GGAGUUGUAACAUGUAAAGUUGUAACGAGCUACUAAAUUUUGUGAGCCAGGUUGAGUCACAGUGUGUAAUCGAGUCGAGUUAAUUAGAAUCACAAAUAAUGGAACACAAUACAACAAAUGAACACGAGAAAUUCUUUGGCCUUUUAUUAAUUUGAGAGCUAGGGGGCCCACUUGAUGACAUUUACUCUUCGUGAAAAUGGAAAAAAGGUGCCAUUGCCUGUCAUCCAGUGAAAGAGGCAAAUUUAAUCCACAACAACUCCCAAACCUACAUGUCAUUACAUUCUCUUUCUUAUUAGGCUUAUGUAAAUGUGGGCUUUUUUGUAUUUGUGAAAUCAGGGCAUAAAUGUAGCUGGCAUUCUGCCAAGCAUGACAAGAGCCUUACGUAAAAAGAAAUCAGUAAGACACUGUGAUGAUGAAACUAAGAACUGACCAUGUGACAUGUACGUGUACAUGUGUGGUUCCGGGAUAGCACUACAGAAUGACAAGAUGGAGGCCGGAGGAAGGACAAGGGUGGCUGCUGAAUGUAAGAUACCGUAUUAGGUACAUGACGUGACCAUGAUAAACCACCACCACGGUCACCGGCAGCUCGCUUUGUUCUCGCUGGGUUCUGUGGUCCCUCCUGAUUGGCUGACACCAUCCUUCAUAAGAUGCCAAUACAGGACCUCAUUCCUCAGUCUCCCGGUGACUCUGUAGACGUCGCUGGCCAGAUCAAAAUGGAGCUGGAUGCCGAAAACUCAGACAUGAAUGACCUGGAGGGAGAAGAAGACUUGAAGGAUGAAACUUGCGACCCAGACAACCCCAUCGUUGUGAAGUUUCAAGAUGUGAGCGCUGCUGCCUACAAGAUAAAGAGCGGAAUCCACCGGACACCUUGCCAGAAAUCCCAGAUCUCCAGCCUGGUAGGCAUGGAGCUCUUCUUCAAGAAAGAGUUCCUUCUUCCCACUGGCAGCUUCAAAGAGCGUGGAGCUCGCAACACUCUCCUGACACUGUCAGAGGAGCAAAGACUGAAGGGCGUGAUCGCAGCAUCGGCAGGGAACCACGCCCUGGCUCUGUCCUAUCACGGCCAAAGCCUUGGUGUCCCAGUAACCGUCGUCAUGCCGAUCAUUGCUCCAAUCAUGAAGAUCAACAGGUGCAAACAGAAUGGAGCCACGGUGAUCAUCCAUGGGCAGGACCUUGGUGAGUCCAAGACAUACGCCUUACGACUCAGCAAGAGGAAAGGCAUGACGUACAUCAAUGGGUACGACAAUCCACAUAUCAUCGCGGGACAAGGCACCGCUGGAUUAGAGAUUGUCGAACAGGUCCCUGACCUGGAUGCCGUUAUUGUUCCAGUGGGAGGGGCCGGUCUCAUUGCUGGGAUAGCACUUGCUGUGAAAAGUCUAUCCCCAAGGACCACCAUCAUUGGAGUUGAAGCAGAACAGUGUCCGAGUUUUUCAGCCGCGUUGGAUGCUGGUCAUCCCAUAUGGACUAGGUCCGGUCCCUCAUUGGCUGACGGUCUUGCUGUGCCAACAGUCGGUGUGAAUGCAUUUGUCACGGCCAGGAACUAUGUAGAUAAGAUGGUGGUUGUCAGUGAGGACCUAAUUGCUUUGGCCAUCUUGAGGCUAAUCGAGAUGGAGAAGGCUGUGGUGGAGGGGGCUGGAGCUGCUGGUGUGGCUGCCAUCCUUGGGGACAAGCUGCCAGAACUCAAGGGCAAGAAGGUCGCCAUUCCGCUGUGCGGGGGAAACAUAGACACCACGGUCCUGGGCCGCGUGCUGGAGCGAGGCCUGGCUGCAGACGGCCGCCUUGCUCGCUUUGUGGUGACCGUCAGUGACAGGCCGGGAGGCAUCACAGAACUUGCCACCAUCAUCAGCUCCAUGGGCAUCAGCAUUAAAGAUAUAUUCCAUGAGAGGGCUUUUCUGAAGAGUGAAAUCUUCAAUGUCCAGGUUAAGUGUGUGGUGGAGACGCGGGACCAGGAACACUCAGAUGAAUUGUACCGGGCACUCAAGGCCCACUACCCCAGCGGUCGGAUCAUCUGGGGACCCCACUGCAUUUAAACUUGAAAUUAAUAGUCAAACUUCUUACAGGUUUUUCCUGUAAUACCCAUAAAAGUUAUACUUAAAUGUCCCUGAAACACAAUGUUAAGCAACAAAAUAAGUAGAUGAUAAACAUUUAUAGUCAAAUUCUGCCAUAGUCUUACCAUUUCUGGGGCCGAUUUCAUGAAACUCAUCUUAUCUUGCAACUUAUCUUAGGGCUGAAGAUGAGUGCCAACUCUAAGAUUGAUCUUUGCUAAGAAAAUUCGAAGAUCGAUUUCACCAAACUCAUCUUAAAAAAGAUGGGUCAUUACUAGAAAUUUGAUGGUGGUUUCAUGUUUCGUUGUACCCUUUCACGAAAACAGUCGUUGAAAAUAAAGGGAAAGCCAAAAUAUGAAUGUGUGGCAGAACAAUUGACUCAUGUAUGCUUCCAAUCAUUUUGAUUAUUCCAUUUUAAAGUGACGAAUAGGAUUUCCUGUACCGCUAUAUUUUUUUUAGCAUUUUGCUUUAAUUAAAACUACCUAAUUGUAAGUGAUAACACUUUUCAAGUCUGUUUCUGCGGCUAGUUUUCAUCCAACAAAACUGUUACAUGUAUAGCUCUAGGACAAUACCUCGACAAUUAUGUGUUGAUGAGAUAAGACGACCCUCAGACCAAUCUUAAGUUAGGAAGAAUUCCUGAAGAAGUUAGGACUUGUUGAACACGUCCUCAAGUUUAGUGAAGUUGAUCCUACGAUGAGUUGUAAGAUUAGACAAGUUACCCUUCUUAAGACACGUCUCAGUGUUUUAUGAAAUCAGCCUCAACCCCUGGUGUUUUUACCCCAGCCUUUUCAUUUACCGUGAUUCAAGGGAACCAAUUUUUUUUAGGUUUUGCAGACUCAGCUCAACUGAUAAUAAUACAUUUAGGUUUUGCAGACUCAGCUCAACUGAUUAUAAUACAUUACAUGUACCAUUGACUGAGUGAGACAAAUUUCAGAGAUUUUUUUGGGGGGGGGGUUGGCUAAAUACAUACCCUUUACACAUGUACAAUGUGUUGGUGAAGUUUCUUUCUGCAGUUGUAUGAUUCAACAAAUGUCAUAGACUCUUGGACUUGUAAACUUGUGAAAAUAAUUCCUCAGUGUAUCCUCAUUCCUAAACUCCUAUUGGAUCCCCAGUUUCAAAAAAGAGGGAGAAAAAAAGUGUGUCUCAGGUUUCCUUUUUGUAAGUGAGGGGAUAACCAGGGGAGGGGAUGCUAAACAGGGGCCUUGGUCCCCCCCCAAAAAAAAGAGCCAAAAAAAUUAAAGGGAAACCUUUUUUUAGUCUGUUUCAUUUCCAUUCUUUCAAAAAGGGUGUAAAAAGUCUCAAAAUGUAGCCUCUCUCCCUCCCAGAAAGGCCAGGUUACAUGAAGAAAUGUCCAAGUAUUUUGCUCCCCCUUCUAAAUUUUGGUGCGGAAUCCGCCCUUGUUUGUAAGAGACAUAAAACCAUGAUCAAGUCAGAUGUAACUUAGUAAAGACAUAUUACCUUUGGCUUUGGUCUUAUUGCUCACUGAAUAUCGUGCCAUAAAUCUAAGCUUUGCAUUUGCUCUUGAGAUGUGUUUUUUUUUUCUUCAAGUAAAACUGUCAGUAUCUGACGAUGUGAGAUAUGUAGUUGUAUUAACACGCGUUAAUGAAAGAGGGCAGUAUUUUGUUUUGCUACAUUAAAAGUCAUGCUCCACAAACUGAUUUUGAGCAUGGACCCUGACAGAAAUCUUGUCGCAAGGUUUCAAAUUUGAUAACCAAUCAAGUAUAUGUCCCUUCUCUGCUAUAUGAUUGCAUUAGGCAUUUUGUGAAACACAAUAGAGUACUUUGAAGUAAACUGCAAUAUUGACUCUAUAUUUCUUGCAGAAAGAUGAAAAACUCUGAAAUACGUAUACCCAUAUCUGGGGAUUUUAUUUUUCUUUGCCUUUGAAAUAAUGGGGAGUGAACUCAACUUCAUUCACAAGGACAAAAGUAAUAUUGAAAUAUAUCUCUUUAUAUUCAAGUACGUUAGUGUACGGAACACUCUGCUGAAAGACUCAAACUUCUGAAUUAGAGCCACAGGCUCACUAAAGUGCUAGGCCUUGUUUCCAAGUCUCUUCCCCGUAAGAUGAGCUUAUUGAAACUUUGUGUUAAAAUCAACAGACUUGGUAGAGUAUCAUUUUUUACUCCAGCAUAGCCAAUACAAAUGAUGCUCGGCAUUUUAAGCCUGGAAAGAAGACCAACAGAAGGCAAUAAUUAUAGUUGGUUUACCUACAAAGAGGUGGACUGUUUUUACCUUAACAUGUAUUAAUAUUUGAAAAGGUUGAAAAUGUGAAUUAUUUCGCAGACUUUGUAUUUGACAUAUUUAGAAAUGAGAAACUAAGUAAGAGUAAUGAGAAUUUCUAAGUUUGGUUUCCAUUGUGAUUUGUAUGAUAUACCAUGGCUUCUUUCAUGUAGUAAUACAUUUCAACUAUUUAUUCUAGAUCAGGAAUUCCUUCUCGUGUGUGACAUUUAAUAAAAUCCUUUGAAUGUUUUCUUCGCAUUUUGACCAUUUACAAAUAUUGGACACACAAUAGAAGUUUAAGUUUUCAAUUUUUGGGGGUGUGAAAAACACAGGAUCUCCUUAGGACAAGGGAUUUAAAAUGACGCCUGUGACACUUCUCUUUUGAAAUGUAUUGUCAGGGUAUAAAGAUUAACUUGAGUGCACAUUGCAGUACUUAAGGUUGUCGCUCUUUCGUACGGACGGGCAACUUUACAAAAGUGAGAACUGUUAAAAAGCAUGGUUGCCAAACCAGAUCAUCUUUCUUUCAGUUUUGGUAUGGUAUGUCAGGGCAUUUGGUAUGUCAGGGUGUCUUACAAAACUCUGAUUCUUCUGUUUUUGUAUUGUGUCACCCACGGUACUUUUUGAGCGAGCAUGGACAUCUGAGUACAUCCAUGGCAGGAACAGGUGUGCUACGUUGUUUGUUGUAUACCAGUGAGCUGUAUUAAAUUUUGAGUACUAACUGCUCAUUUCCCUGUGCAGAGAAAUCAAAUGCAGGUCUAUUAAAUUAUUGUGUUUGUAGAACAUCAUGAAAUAGGAUGCAACAAAUUCCCAAUAACGUACUCUGAAUGUAACAAGCACAGCAUAUGCAAAUAAUAAGUGCAUUUUCCAUCGGUGGUGUGAUUUAUUAAAAAGCCUUGGCAAACUUCAUCUGCAGAGCAUGCGCAUAAGUUUGCAUUCUUUACACAGAGUAAAACAAAAUGCUCAUUUACUAAAUGCGCAUUUUGGUUUUGGGGAUAGCAGCUUUGAUGACGCAUUGUUUUUAGAAUUCAGCUGCGGAUAUGCAAAUAGCUGUGCACAUGUACAAAAACUGGAGUUACCCACAGGUUUGUGGACCAAGAUGGAUGUGUCCAAAAGGCGUCACUUUUCUAGGCAAAUGAGCUCACUCAUAGCUUAAUUAUAGCUCUUUGAGUGAUACUAAAUGGGAGAUGGUCUCAGAGUUGAAGCUUUGAGAUUCACCUCAAUUUAUUUGUAAACUGCUUGAAAGCUUACAGUGUAUGUUGUGUUGGCAAGGCAGCCUUAAGAACUUUUCUUUAUUAGUAUUUAAAGCUAUCUCUCUGCCAUUGUGAAAAAUUUGAUUUGUGUAAAUAACACUAUGAGCAUACAUUUGCAAGUCUGCUUGGAAGGAGGUCGUGGGUUUGACUUCCGCCCAAGGAAGCUUUCCCUUUUUUUUUUAACAGGUUCUCGGAAAUCACUGAGAAUACGGUGCCCAAUAAAUUAUUUUGGCCAAGGGCAAUUAAAUAUUUAACUCCAGGACACAAUAAAGAUUAGAACCAAACAUUUAUAUAUUAAAAGUAUUUGGUUGGGUUAUUGAUAUGUAUUUGUGUAAAAUAAAAUCAUUUAAAGAAAAUCAACAUUUUCACACAAUGGUAUGCAGGGUAAAUUAAGUCCGUCUCUGUGAUUUUAUACAGUGCUCAACAUGGCAAACAAUGCACCUGGUUCAGCAAACAUUUAAACAUUUUUGAGGAUUUUAUAUUGUUCUGUUCCGUAGUUAUAUGGACUGUUAUUGGUUUUUUUCAGUGCCUACUAGCAAAGAAACUUUCCUUUGUCAGGAAAUUGGAAAAAACUGUAGCCCAGGUAUUUGCAGUGUGCUCAAAAUAGUGUGUUCCUUGCAAAGCUGAAAGCCGCAUCUUAAGUGAAUGGCUGCAGCUGGAAGUAAAGCAUGUGUCUAUAGGGAGUAGCCACAGCCUCAAGCUUGUGGCUUCCACAAGGGCUUGAAUUAAUUCCAGCUGCAGUCACAGGGUGGUUUGCCCAGGAGUUUCAAGAAGAAUGGCAUCUUUGGAACUAGAAGUUUUGUCCUUGAAAUAGAAAUUCGCUUCACUCGUGGGCUUUCUCUUUCAGCCAACAGUGUGGUGGAUUGUUGUCAUGGUUUGUCAAUAGGAACACCCAUGACAAAUCUGGUGGUAACAUGUAGGAAAAGAUGCUAAUCUGUUUAUAGAUUUUCCCAAAUAUUUGCACAGACCCAAGCUCCAAAUCUCUACCUUGUGCAUCUGUUAAGCGAAUUGGAACAAACUCUCCAAAAAUGUGCAAAUUUUUACAAAUUUCAGUCAUGUAUUAGUACCUGAUUAGAGAGUAUCAAAGUGUGACGUCAUUUGGAACCAGGUAGUGCAGUGCAAACGAAUGGAGUACAUAUGCAUUCUGGUUCACACGCCGGUACUCGCAUUAGUACCUUUUACACAGUUAAUUAUGCACAUGACGUGUUCACUUUGGAACUCGAUAUCUAAGGACUUUAAUGCAUUCUUCAGUGACUAGCACUCGACUAGUACACAGACUUUUGCAUUUUGAACUUUUUUGAUAAACUACCUGAAAAAGAUGUGCUAGUCAAUGCAUCUGUGCGCUUCCGUGGAGCUGGAACUUACAUGUUGGCCAAAUAUUAAACUGUGUGAAAGUUCCAGCAAAACAUAUACAACAUUUAUCAUAGAUUGCUACCCUCAAACUUGAGGGAAAAUUGUUUGGAGAAAUGUGACAGUUUGAGUGUAUUCUACCACUUGUCAGAAUUCAGCCUGUGACUCCAACAAAAUGUGAAAGAAAUUGUAGUACUGUAUGGCAGUGGUGUUUGGAAAGUGAAGCAUUUAUGUCUGAAAGGAAAAUUCACUUCUAACGCAAAGGACUUGUUUUUUUUUAGAUUUAUCUCAGAAUAUUAUUUCAAUCCGCAUUUGUGGGUGCUUUGUACAUCAGUUUACAUUACAAUUCAGAUGUUAUCAAUAGUGGGUAAUAGCCUAAUCUAUUUGCUGAUGUGUGGAGACAUAGCUAGUUAAUAAUUACAGUUUUAUUUAUAUAUGGAACGGCUUUGUGGAAAAAGUAAUAAAAGAAAAUAUUUUUGAAAAUUA
Molecule: messenger RNA, 7345 nt
Organism: Acanthaster planci (crown-of-thorns starfish)
Lineage: Eukaryota; Metazoa; Echinodermata; Asteroidea; Valvatida; Acanthasteridae
Biological process (GO): L-threonine catabolic process; L-serine catabolic process
Molecular function (GO): L-serine ammonia-lyase activity; threonine deaminase activity
Source: RefSeq, a predicted model, not a curated record